Molecule: messenger RNA, 1105 nt
Organism: Cuscuta campestris
Lineage: Eukaryota; Viridiplantae; Streptophyta; Magnoliopsida; Solanales; Convolvulaceae
Source: the annotation of a GenBank genome assembly
GGAAAAGAGGGUGGUGUAUCCUAGCAUUACUCUAAUGCAGCGGGCUCAAUUUUUUUGGUCUUGUCCUCACAACUCAUCCUCUUGGGUGAAGGAGAAAGAGCCUCGCACGUCCACCGUACACCAGAUUGUAAAUGGCGGUUCCGAUGACAUCUCUGGUUUCGUCUUUCGCCGCUCUAUCUUUCUCGUCUCCUCAGUCUCAGAAGCCCCGCGCGCUGUCUUUUAGCAGCUCGAACCACCUCUCGCUGUCUCUUACGCCUAAGAACCCUAACCUGCUAAGAGCAGCCGCCGCCGUGGCAGCUCCGUCGGCGGAGGACCUGGAAACCGCCGACCUCCAGAAAUUCGUGAAGUCUAGGCUUCCUGGAGGCUUCGCUGCUCAACCUAUUUUCGGAACUGGCCGCCGGAAAUCCGCCAUUGCUCGUGUGGUCCUCCAGGAAGGUUCCGGCAAAGUGAUCAUAAACUAUCGAGACGCCAAGGAGUAUCUUCAAGGGAAUCCAUUGUGGAUUGAGUAUGUCAGAACUCCAUUGGCUACUUUUGGGUAUGAGACAAGCUAUGAUGUUUUUGUGAAGGCGCAAGGGGGUGGCCUUUCUGGACAGGCUCAAGCAAUCUCCCUUGGCAUCGCCCGAGCUCUACUGAAGGUGAGCGAGGACCAUAGGAAAGCCUUGAGAGCAGGAGGCUUGCUGACUAGGGACUCCAGAGUGGUGGAGAGGAAGAAAGUCGGGCUCAAGAAAGCCCGAAAAGCUCCCCAAUUUUCCAAACGUUGAAUCCAUCAUUUUCACUACGACGGAGUGUAUAUUUCUUCAAUGUAUGGUUUUGUCAAAUUAAAUCCCUUAUUGUUGUCUUUAUAGGUCACAAAAUUAUUGCUCCCUCCCCUCCCCAAACAGUCUUGUUUUAUAAAUGUAGAAGUGUACAACAGUCUUUUUUUUAAGUUGCUCCGAGACGCAUCAAUGUGGUAUCGUGAAGAAGCUUGGUGCAUCAAUGUGGUAUCGUGAAGAAGCUUGGUGUGACAUUCUUGCUACUACGUCUCAAAAAUUCCUUCUCAUUUCUUUUUUUUCUUGUCCCACAAAGUCUUACUCUUUCCAGUUUCUAUUAAAGAACUAUUUUUAUU